CAGAGAAUCCGAGCUGGUACCGAGUCGUGAACCUCACCGUUCUGCUGCUGCAUGAGCAAAACCUAAUUGCAGUAUUUCCUAACAGCAAGUUUGGCCACCGCUACCUUUUGGUUCCCUGCAUUUGCAGUAUUAUUAUUGUUUUAAUUACCACAGUAUUCGUUGUGGGUCAUAUGAACGGCCGUGGAAAUGCUCCGUGAACCGCGUCGCUUUUAGUCAUGAUACCCAGCGAGCAUUAAAACGGUGCAGCAGGACAAACAUGUCUCCUCGCUGAGAAAACAACAGUUGGUGUUCAGUUAAGUUUGACUUUUCAGGUGUGGCAGUGGUGGGGAAUUCAUGGAGCCUUCAUCUUCAGACAGAGUAGCUCCUGAGGAGACAGAAGGCCUGGUGGAGGAUGGCGUAGCGCCUCAAGGUGCAGCAAUGAAUCCUCGGACUCAGAGGAAGAGCAGUUCAUCUCGCAAGAGCUUCCGUCUGGACUACAGACUGGAGGAGGAAGUAACCAAGUCCUGUCGGGACAAACAGGGUCGCUGGACUAACCCCUGGCCAACAUGGAUGUUUCCUUCAUAUUCAACGGUGCUCAGGUUCCUGCUUUUGGAAAAAAAUCAUAGCAACGUGCCAACAAGUAGAGAGGUCCUGGACAACGAGCUCCCAGUAAUAGAGCCGUACUUUGUCCAGAAUCCGGACCUCUCCAGUUCUCCCCCAGGGUUGAGAGUCACCUGGCUGGGCCACGCUACGGUUCUGGUUGAAAUGGAUGGCGUCAAUAUUCUGACGGACCCAAUUUUCAGCCAGAGAGCGUCACCGGUCCAAUUCAUGGGGCCCAAAAGGUACAGAGAGUCCCCCUGCACCGUGGAACAGCUGCCAAGGAUUGAUGCAGUUGUCAUCAGUCAUUCUCAUUAUGAUCACCUGGAUGCUGGAUCUGUGGCCAAUCUCAACGCACGCUUUGGAGGGGAGCUACGCUGGUUCGUGCCCCUUGGUUUGAUGGACUGGUUGGCGAAGAUGGGCUGUGAGAAUGUAAUGGAGCUGGACUGGUGGGAGGAGAACUGUGUCCCGGGUCAUGAUGAUGUUACAUUUGUCUGCACACCUGCUCAGCACUGGAGCAAACGCACAGCUUGGGACGAUAACAAGUCUUUAUGGAGCAGCUGGUCUGUUUUGGGUCCAGGCCAUCGAUUCUUCUUUGCUGGUGACACCGGAUACUGUUGCACCUUCCAGGAGAUAGGACGUCGCUUUGGACCAUUUGAUCUUGCAGCAAUCCCUAUUGGAGCAUACCAACCCAGAUAUAUGAUGAAGGGACAGCAUGUAGAUCCAGAGGAGGCAGUUCAGAUUCACCAGGAUCUUCAGGCCAAAGAGUCUGUGGCCAUACACUGGGGGACCUUUGCCCUCGCUUAUGAGUACUACCUGGAGCCACCGGUUCGUCUCAGAGAGGCUCUGGAGCAGAAAGGACUGAAACCAGAAUCUUUCUUCACUUUGCAUCAUGGGGAGUCUCGGCUUAUAGCUGCACAAGAGGGAGAAGUCUUCGACUGACGCCUGCAGAAUUCUGUGGGCCGACUUACUAUUUCUGUCUGUAAACAAAGUGCACAAGAUUGUAUUUAUCAUUAUGUAGUCGGACUGAUUAAAGCAAGCAUUGCAUACAGUAUGAAUACAGUAAAAAUAAAAUGUUUUGCAAGACUUAUAACACUGAAUGUUUCCCCUGCUAUCACAUGGUCUUGUAGUGAUGCUAGCUGAUGGAGUGGUCACGCCAGUGGAAAACUGGAGUUGUUUAGUAUGAUUGAAAACUGAUAAGCAUGCAGCUGAGAAGUUAUUUGAUUUAGAUUAGCAAUAUUCAAACAAUUACAUAUUGCUACCACUUUGAAAAGCGAAGGUAGACAAAUUAUGUUCUUAAAUUAUCUCAUCAAAAAAUGGGAAUAAUCUUAAAACAUGUUCCAUAGCUAUAUUUGAGGAAGUGGUGACUUACAUUUUGAUGUGCUGUCAGUUCAGUUGAGGUUUUGGGGUCUCUACACAACCUCGACAGUUUUUUCCCCACUGAGGAGACAGAAAAAAAAUUUUUUUUUUAAG
Molecule: messenger RNA, 2049 nt
Organism: Melanotaenia boesemani (Boeseman's rainbowfish)
Lineage: Eukaryota; Metazoa; Chordata; Actinopteri; Atheriniformes; Melanotaeniidae
Gene: napepld
Product: N-acyl phosphatidylethanolamine phospholipase D
Exons: 10
Coding region: 334-1518 (394 amino acids)
Biological process (GO): N-acylethanolamine metabolic process; N-acylphosphatidylethanolamine metabolic process
Cellular component (GO): membrane-bounded organelle; cytoplasm
Molecular function (GO): N-acylphosphatidylethanolamine-specific phospholipase D activity; zinc ion binding
Source: RefSeq, a predicted model, not a curated record